UCAUCAUCAUCAGCCUUCACUGCGCCGACGCCCUCGCCGCCGCCACACAGACCAAUAGCAUGGCGCUCAACCUGGUAGCCAAGGUUCACCCAGUGGUCUUCUUCACCAUCGUGGACUCCUACGAGCGGCGGAACCUCGAGGCACACCGCGUUAUUGGCACACUGCUGGGCACAAUCGGAGUGGACAAGGGAGCAGUGGAGAUCACCAACUGCUUCUGCGUCCCCCACAAUGAGUCCAAGGAGGAGGUCGCGGUGGAGCUGGACUUCGCCAAGGACAUGUACGAGCUUCACCGUAAGGUCAACCCAAAUGAGGUGAUCGUUGGCUGGUGGGCGACGGGGCACGAGAUCACCGACCACUCGCUGCUCAUCCACGACUACUACUCCCGCGUCACCACCAGCCCCAUCCACCUCACCGUCGACACCACCCUGCACGGAGGACGCAUGAACAUUAAGGGUUACGUUAGUGCCAGCAUGGGGGUGCCAGGACGUACGCCAGGCACCAUGUUUGCGCCCAUUCCAGUGGAGACCAUCUCAUACUCUCCCGAAGUUGUAGGAACAAAUUCCACCCAGAAGAGCAAGUACAGCCGCCAGCGCAUUGUGGAGCCAUCAACAGACCUUCACCAGAUCUCCGAGGCCACACAGAACAUGGAGGCCACCCUGGAUGUCCUGAUCACCUAUGUGGAUGAUGUGCUGAGUGGCAAGGUGCCCGCUGACAACUACAUCGGCCGUGAGCUGACCCGCAUGGUGAACCAGGUGCCCAAGAUGUCUGCACAUGAGUUUGAGGAGAUGCUGAACACAAACAUGAAGGACCUGCUGAUGGUUAUCUACCUGUCUCAACUGACAAAGGUCAACGUGAGCCUCAAUGAGAAGCUGACCAUGCUGGUGGCCACACAGUAAGCACCAUUGUACCCUAAGCUCAGAGCAAGCAAAGACCUUGGGAGCAGGUCACAAAGAAAUCAAGAAAUUGCUUGCAGAAAUCUCCUAAAUAAAUUGAUAAGAGGAAGA
Eriocheir sinensis (Chinese mitten crab) is the source of this 1004-nucleotide messenger RNA. RefSeq names its product eukaryotic translation initiation factor 3 subunit F-1-like (gene eIF3f1). The transcript has 7 exons. Gene Ontology annotation, biological process: translational initiation. Lineage: Eukaryota; Metazoa; Arthropoda; Malacostraca; Decapoda; Varunidae. Bases 60 to 896 code for a protein of 278 amino acids. Gene Ontology annotation, cellular component: eukaryotic translation initiation factor 3 complex, eIF3m. The record is from RefSeq and is a predicted model, not a curated record. Gene Ontology annotation, molecular function: translation initiation factor activity; metallopeptidase activity; translation initiation factor binding.